AUGAAAUCGUUGUAUUAUCUUCCCGUUAACCAUGGCUCCGGUUCGGAUUUUCAAGGGAAUGCUAAUGCUACAGCGGGGUCGGAGCCUCUUUUUGGUUCACUAGGAUUGGGCGACGACGGUGGUGCAAUUCCAUCGGUACCACCACCACCACCGACUGAAAAUACAGCGGCUAAAAAAGGGUGUGGUCGUCCGUCGAAAGUGAAGAAUGGCGUUGGUAGACUGAGGAGAAUUGGAAUAGGGUCGGUGACUGUUCCGUUGUCUGGAAAUGUGUUGGCGCCAAGAAGAAGGCCGAAGAGGGCUGGAAGACUAAAUGUGGGUGGUGUUAAUGGUGGUGUUGUUGAGAGUAGAAGAUUUGGUCGGCCUUAUGUCAAUAGAUUUGGGAGAUUGACCGGAAAACCUCUCAACAAGCCUAGCAAUGUUGGACGUGGAACGACAGUGAUAGUGACGGAUCCACGACAGCUUGUGGUUUAUCAAGAAUUGAAGACUAAAUACAGCUUUAAGACUAAAGCCUUCCAAUCAUGAUUUUAGCUUCUCCGAACAGACG
Messenger RNA from Lactuca saligna, 544 nucleotides. The record is from the annotation of a GenBank genome assembly. Lineage: Eukaryota; Viridiplantae; Streptophyta; Magnoliopsida; Asterales; Asteraceae.